Molecule: messenger RNA, 543 nt
Organism: Ziziphus jujuba (common jujube)
Lineage: Eukaryota; Viridiplantae; Streptophyta; Magnoliopsida; Rosales; Rhamnaceae
Product: DNA-directed RNA polymerase subunit beta-like
Exons: 2
Coding region: 1-543 (180 amino acids)
Biological process (GO): DNA-templated transcription
Molecular function (GO): DNA-directed RNA polymerase activity; ribonucleoside binding; DNA binding
Source: RefSeq, a predicted model, not a curated record
AUGAGUUCUAAUAUGCAACGUCAAGCAGUUCCUAUUUCUCAGUCCGAAAAGUGCAUUGUUGGAACUGGGUUGGAAUGUCAAGUAGCUCUAGAUUUCGGGGUUCUCGCUGUAGCCGAACAUGAGGGAAAGAUCAUUUAUAUUGAUACUGACAAGAUCUUUUUAUUAGGCAAUGGGGAUACUCUAAGCAUUCCAUUAGUGAUAUAUCAACGUUCGAAUAAAAUACUUGUAUGCAUAAAAAAACUCAAGUUGCGUGAGAGGAAGGGCCAAGCAGGGGGGCAGUGGGUAGGAGAAAUUGAAGUUUGGGCUUUAGAGGGAUUUGGUGUUGCUUAUAUUUUACAAAAGAUGCUUACGUAUAAAUCUGAUCAUAUUAGUGCUCGCCAAGAAGUACCUGGUACUACAAUCAUUGGAAGGACAAUACCUAAACCGGAGGAUGCUCCAGAAUCUUUCCAGUUUCUUGUUCGAGAAUUACGAUCUUUGGCUCUGAAAUUGAAGCAUUUCCUUGUAUCUGAGAAAAACCUCCAAAUUAAUAGGAAGGAUGCUUAA